GCUGCCGCACCAGCAAGCAGGCCUGGAGCGCACACUCCUGAGAAUCUGCAGAGGUGGGGGGCUCCCAGUCACUGAGACUCCAGUUCCGCACAGAAGGCUCAUGGAGCCGGGAGCACGCGGGGCCCUUUUCGCGAGGGCUAGCAGGUUCCUUCUGGACUUGUAGGGCGCCGCCCCAGGCUCGCCACGAUGGCGCAGGGUUUUGCAGUGGGCUUCGACCCACUGGGCCUCAGAGACCUCAGCUCGGGCUCCCUGAGCUCCCUCUCCUCCCGCGGCCACCUGGGCAGCGACUCGGGCUCCGCAAUGCGAUACCUGCUGAAGAAGCAGCAGCGGCUGCUGAACGGGCCCCCCCGUGGAAUCCGAGCCUCCUCGCCCAUGGGCCGCGUCAUCCUCAUCAACUCCCCCAUCGAAGCCAACAGUGAUGAAAGCGACAUCAUCCACGCUGUCCGGGUGGAGAAGAGCCCAGCAGGGAGACUGGGUUUCAGUGUGCGGGGCGGCUCUGAGCAUGGCCUGGGCAUCUUCGUCAGCAAAGUGGAGGAGGGGAGCAGUGCAGAGCGGGCUGGCCUGUGCGUGGGGGACAAGAUCACGGAGGCGAAUGGGCUGAGCCUGGAGAGCACCACCAUGGGCAGCGCCGUGAAAGUGCUGACGGGCAGCAGCCACCUGCACAUGAUGGUGAGGCGCAUGGGCCGCGUGCCGGGCAUCAAAUUCUCCAAGGAGAAGACCACGUGGGUGGAUGUCGUGAAUCGGCGGCUGGUAGUGGAGAAGUGCAGCUCGACACCGUCCGACAGCGGCUCGGAGGACGGGGUGCGGCGCAUCGUCCACCUGUACACCACGUCAGACGACUUCUGUCUGGGCUUCAACAUCCGUGGGGGCAAGGAGUUUGGCCUGGGCAUCUAUGUGUCCAAAGUGGAUCAUGGUGGGCUGGCCGAGGAGAAUGGCAUCAAGGUGGGGGACCAGGUCCUGGCGGCCAACGGUGUCAGGUUCGACGACAUCAGCCACAGCCAGGCCGUGGAGGUGCUGAAGGGCCAAACACACAUCAUGUUGACUAUCAAGGUGGGCAGGACUGUGGGUGUCAGGGAGAGGCCAGACUAUAGGAGGAACUUCCCAGACCUCUCUAGAGUUUAAUGCCCAUUGCCCUACAACUUACGACUUUUCCACAGCCAUUUGAGAGGGCAGGCAUUGUGCUCAU
Leptonychotes weddellii (Weddell seal) is the source of this 1186-nucleotide messenger RNA. Lineage: Eukaryota; Metazoa; Chordata; Mammalia; Carnivora; Phocidae. The record is from RefSeq and is a predicted model, not a curated record.